Sclerotinia sclerotiorum 1980 UF-70 is the source of this 603-nucleotide messenger RNA. RefSeq lists its product with no specific name. Gene Ontology annotation, biological process: positive regulation of transcription initiation by RNA polymerase II. Bases 1 to 603 code for a protein of 200 amino acids. Lineage: Eukaryota; Fungi; Ascomycota; Leotiomycetes; Helotiales; Sclerotiniaceae. The record is from RefSeq and is a predicted model, not a curated record. The transcript has 3 exons. Gene Ontology annotation, molecular function: transcription coactivator activity; DNA binding.
AUGCCCAAACGAAGUCGCGCAGAACCUGUCGAAACCUACGAUUCGGAUGGUGGGUUCGUAUCUGAUGACGAUAAUACAGCUCGCAAGUCCAAAAAAUCCAAAACCACAAAACCCACCACAACAAGCAAAGCCACCUCUUCCUCCUCUUCUUCAACCACUCCCUCAUGGGACCUCUCAACCGGCCGCACACCCCGUAAAAUCGAGCUUUCAGAUUUCAAAGGUCAAACCCUCAUUAACAUCCGCGAAUUCUACGAGAAAGAUGGAAAUCUUUUGCCGGGAAAGAAGGGCAUCUCCCUAACCAUCGACCAAUACAAAAACUUCCUCCAAUCUAUCCCCCAAAUAAACGCCAAUCUCAAGAAAAAAGGUAUUGAAAUUACACCUGAAGAAGAGGAGAAAGUCGAAGAAAACGAAGAUCUAGAAGAAGAUGAAGAUGAGGAAGAAGAAGAAGCAGUAGAAACAGACUCAUCAGCCGACAAAAAAUCCAAGAACAAAAACAAGAAUAAGAAUAAGAAUAAGCAAAUCAAAUCAGCAGCAGCAACAGCGCAAAAGGGAAAGAAGAGCAAAAAAGAAAAUAUUGAAGCUACGAGUGAUGAGGAUGAGUGA